Bacidia gigantensis is the source of this 2403-nucleotide messenger RNA. RefSeq lists its product as uncharacterized. Gene Ontology annotation, cellular component: mitochondrion; mitochondrial inner membrane. NCBI's taxonomy places the organism in Eukaryota, Fungi, Ascomycota, Lecanoromycetes, Lecanorales, Ramalinaceae. Gene Ontology annotation, biological process: glycine import into mitochondrion. Gene Ontology annotation, molecular function: glycine transmembrane transporter activity. The coding region runs from base 1 to 2403 and encodes 800 amino acids. The transcript is spliced from 4 exons. The record is from RefSeq and is a predicted model, not a curated record.
AUGACUGCGUUGGCGGCUUCAAUUGCAGAUACGGUGGCUGGAAUGCAGAGAGUCAUUGAGAUAUCCCACUAUUGUCAUACACGAGAUAUCCUUCACCGGAAUCCCAAGCUUUAUGAUGAACAUGGCGAGGAGUUGGCGACGGAUGAAGAGAACGCAGAGGCGGUCACGAGAGCAGAGGAAGAGAAUCCUUACGCAGGCAUACAGCUUGAAAGUCUGCUCGCGCCAUUGACGAACGCUUCGAGCCUUCCUAAUCAUCCGUCUAUGUCUGCAUCAUACACUUCCACUACCCUUAGCGAUAUGGUAGAACAUGCACGAAACUUAGCACAUCGAGAGAAGAAGUCUCUGUCGAAUGCAAAAGAGAUGCUCACGAAAUUACGGGGUGAUGACACUUGGAUCCCGGCUGGUCAUAUGCAGACGGACUAUGACGAUGGUAUAUUUGACACGAAACCAGUCUAUGAUUUGAUAAUUGCCAGUACGCCAGUCAAUGGAAGCCAGCGGAAAGCUCGGUUUGGAACAAAUGGUAGUCUAAGCCGGCGGUACAGCCACUCCAAAGUUGCAAUCGCAGCUUCAGAGGACAGAGGCGCCAGAUCUAUCGGGCAACAGCCGAACGAGCAAGCAUCUGACACUCUCAUAGCGAUUGAAAUUGCGGAGGAAAUAACAAAUGCAGAUAAGUCUGUCACUGGCCUCAACGCUGCUCUGGAGGACGCGGACAACACGCCAAAGCCUCAUGUCAAGCCUGAAACCCACGACGAAGACCGUAAUAAUCUAGAAACCAUUGAAGCAAUCAGACAAGAUGGAGUCCUUAUUACCAAGCAUUCAAACAUAGGUGACGGUAGCGAGUCCACGAGUAUUCAACAGCCUUCGUCUCACCAGGGUGAUGGGAGCAGGCUUCCAUGCACCGUCAAGAACGGUCAAGAACCCGACACUCUGCAGGAAUCACUCGAUGGAAACCGUCCUGAUGAAAAGGUAGACGAGGACGGCGCAGAAUCUCAUUCGCCACCACGACGAGUAACACGAGCACAGGCACAAGCAGACAAGGUCACUGCUUCCUUGCACUCUGAAAGUCCGGCCGAUUGGGUACCACCACCAAUUCACCCACUUUUCUUGAUACCUCCCUCUGCCGAGCCUGACGCAGAUCUUGGUCUUCCACCUGCUGAAGCAAUGGAAACACGUCAAUUGCUUGCGGCAUAUGUGCAGAAGCAAGAAGAGAUCUGUCGAGGCGCGGAGGGACUCUAUGAGAAGAUGUUACGUGCAGAGAGACAACGCCAAACGGUCUUCAAGUGGUGCAAAGCAGAGGCGCACAUUGGCGAAUUGAGCGACGGCGAAGACUGGUAUGACAAAGAAGAAUGGGGACUUGAGGAGGACUUGAGGAAAGGCCAUAUGGAAGAGGAAGAGGAUGCCGCAGCGCAGGGAAAGAAGACGAGAGUCCACUUCCGUGCCGGUCUCUACACAGGUCUCCUGGCAGCCACCCUCCUUCAACCCGCCGACCUUCUCAAAACCCGCUUGCAGCAACCAAAUCAGGGAUCGGCCCCACUCCUCUCCACACUCCGCUCUGUCCUCAAUGGUCCUAAUGGCCAUGGCGUGCGUGGGCUAUGGCGUGGCACGCUACCCAGUUUAAUUCGCACGGGUUUGGGGUCAGCAUUGUACUACAGCUCGUUGAAUGCGCUCAGAAGUCGAAUGUCUUUGGUUUUUGCGUCCGCGCCUGAUGUUCGGACACCAGUUACGGAGAUUGGUGCAUCUAGCGGUGGAGGCGUGAAGAGCAGUUCCAGCCUGCCGCGGCUCAGUAAAUCCGCGAACCUAUUGACGGGCGCGGUGGCGAGGGCGGCAGCAGGGUUUGUGCUUAUGCCUGCUACGGUAGUCAAGGUGCGGUACGAGUCUACAAUGUAUACGUACAGAUCUUUGCUUGAUGCGUACAAAGCGAUACUGAAGCAGGAUGGGCCAAGGGGUUUCUUCAAGGGGGCUGGGGCUACAGCUGUCAGGGAUGCGCCUUUUGCAGGGCUGUAUCUCGUGGUUUAUGAGGAGUGCAAAGGGAGACUGAAUAGAACUGUGACACCGACGGAGAUAUCGCAGGCAGACGGUUUGAACGGGAACAUGGAAGGGCGAGGAAUGAAGAGGUCGACAGCUUUUGCAAUCAACUCAGCUUCUGCUGUUGUGGGCGCUACCGUUGCAAGUGCGCUCACGAAUCCUUUCGAUGCCGUCAAGACAAGGCUCCAGCUUAUGCCGAAGAGAUAUGCUAAUAUGUUGGACACUGCCAGCAUGAUGGUGAAGGAGGAAGGAUGGAGAUGUUUGAUGCAGGGUAUGGGAUUGAGGACGGGAAGAAAGGUCAUAUCGCUAGCAUUGUCGUGGACCUUGUACGAAGAGUUCGUCAGGUCAAGCGAAGCCAAGCGUAGCGAGAAGCUGUAA